AUGUGGGAGCUCAGCGCUCAGAACAAGGAUGCUGUGCGCCUGACCUUAGAGCAAAUCGAUGUUGUCAAGAGGAUGUGUAACAGCUAUGAAGAGCUGGAGCUUGUGAUGACUUCCCAAGGUAUCUCUGACAGUAGAGGGAUUGCAUGUUUGAUUGGAAUAGAAGGUGGCCACUCCAUUGACAGCAGCUUGGCAGCACUGAGGAUGUACUAUGACUUGGGUGUUCGUUACAUGACUCUAACACACUCCUGCAACACCCCUUGGUCUGAAUCAUCAUCUAAAGGAAUACACAACUUUUAUCCUAAUGUUAUUGGUCUGACUGCAUUUGGCCAAGAAGUGGUAAAGGAGAUGAAUCGCCUGGGUAUGCUGAUAGAUUUAUCUCACACCUCCUACUCCACUGUGAAAGCUGCACUCAAUAUCUCAAAAGCACCAGUAAUUUUCAGCCACUCAGCAGCAUUUUCUCUUUGUAAUCACUCAAGAAAUGUUCCUGAUGAUAUCCUCCAGCAACUGAAAAAGAACAAGGGAAUUAUCAUGGUGACUUUCAAUGCAGAUGUACUGGCCUGUGGCAGAAAAGUUGUUAAUAUUUCUACCCUUGCAGAUCAUUUUGACCAUAUAAAGGAAAUUGCAGGCUCAGAAUCUAUAGGAAUUGGUGGUGACUAUGAUGGAGUGGAACACUUUCCAGAGGGAUUGGAAGAUGUCUCUAAAUACCCUUCUUUGAUAGAAGAACUUCUUAGAAGAGGAUGGAAUGAAACUGAACUGAAAGGAGUCUUAAGGGAGAACUUUCUCCGUGUCUUCAGGGAAGUAGAAAAUGUGCGGAACACUUUUGGAGUAAUGGACGUAGGUGAAAGUGAAAUUCUGCAAGAAGCACAAAAUUCCUGUCGCCUAGACCUGCGUAAGCCUCAGCCUCAGCCAUCCAGGUCCUUUGGAUUUCCUUCUGUGGCACAACCUUUCAGUCUGACACUUGUAUCAUGUUUAAUGCUGUGUUAUGUAUCAUAGGAUCUAUAGGGUCUAGAGAUUUAUGGAAUAUUCUGCAAUGCAACUACUUAUCUUUCUGUGAUUUGUUAAUGGAAGACUAUAAUCAAUUUUAAACAUAAUUUUUAUAAAUUCAUCUUCAUACUUGAAAAAUCAAGUAAAUUAUAAAUGAUGUAGCAAAAGUGUUUAGAAUUUGAAGUGAUAAAUUCUGUAUCACCUCGGCUGGACCAGGACCAACAUUGUUAAUGGAAAAUAGUCACAUUUAAAGAAUAAAUUCUGUAAGACUUGAUGCAUGGUUUUGGUACCCAUAUUGUGGUAUAAAUACUGAAAUCCAGAACCACC
This is a messenger RNA of Pyrgilauda ruficollis (rufous-necked snowfinch), 1311 nucleotides long. Its product is annotated as dipeptidase 2-like. The record is from RefSeq and is a predicted model, not a curated record. Lineage: Eukaryota; Metazoa; Chordata; Aves; Passeriformes; Passeridae. Gene Ontology annotation, biological process: proteolysis. The transcript is spliced from 9 exons. Gene Ontology annotation, molecular function: metallodipeptidase activity. Bases 1 to 993 code for a protein of 330 amino acids.